AUGAGUCUUCUUGCCCUCGCCAGUAAAGCCAAACUUUUCUUGUGUGAGCUGUGUGGGAUGAAGCUCUCCACAAGGGAGGCAAGAAGGAGGCACAUCCUAGCCAAGCACAUUAAGGAACGGAAGAAUUUCUGCAAAACCUGUGGGAAAGCCUUCAUUUUCAAAUUUGCCCUAAAAGCCCACAAAGCAGUACAUUCAGAUAAUCCACGCUUCAACUGUGUGUGCGGCAUGUCAUUCUCUGUUCGUGCAUCAUAUAUGGACCACAUCAAGAGAAUCCACACCACCAGAGCCUGUCUGAGAUAUCAUUUUAAGUUAUUAUUUUCUCCCUACUGUACAGAUCGUCAAACUCUUCGCAUCCACUUAAUAUCAGUCCACAAGCCCAAGACGAUAUCUUGCACCCAGAAAGGCUGCACUAAAGUUUUUUCCACAGUUGGCCUCAUGAGAAACCACUAUAGGUACCACCUCAAUCGAAAGUUCACUUGCGAUGAGUGCGGGCGAAGCUUUUCCACAGAAUCUUACAUGUACAAACAUCGUCUCACUCAUUCAGGCAUACGACCACACGUCUGCGUUGACUGUGGAAAAACAUACUUGAGUGCCUCCCAUCUCAGCAAGCACAGGCGCAUGGCCCACUCCACUGCCAGACCCUUCCAGUGCUCCUUCUGCGGGAAGUGUUACAAGACUAAAGAUCAGGUCAACUAUCAUGAAAGUAGCCACAGAGGUGAGAAGCCUUUCCAGUGUGAAGUCUGUGGGUAUGCUACAUCAUACAGGAAUACUUACUAUGCUCACAGGAAGAAGCACUUUGUAAAAAGUUCCCAAGAUUGUACAGUAUCAGGAGCACAAAAAAGUUCCUUAGACAUACAGAGUGAUUCUUCUGAAGUGGAAUCAUCAAAAUGUGAUGAUGUUCCUGGCAAAGGAAAGAAAAUAUCAGACUCUCCAAGAUGCAAGGGAAAAUCAAAAGAUCUCUCUAAAACUAAGAACAGCAAUACUCAUAAAAAGGGGGAUAUAACUAUCAUUACAGGUUCCAGUACAGGCUUGGUUGAUGCAAGUGAAGACAGUGUACAUUUGUCAGAGACUAGUCCAGAGCAGCUUUCUUUGCAAGCGUCAGACAACAGAGAUAUCUUCAAAGUAAAGAAUGUGUGUUCUCCCAAUGCUGAGUCUGUAGAAGUUAUUUAUGUUUCACCAAGAUCCAGUGCCAUCCGAAAAAUGGAACAGCAGCCAUCCUUGACAGUACCUCAUGGCAAUGAUCAAAAUAUAACAGUUUACAUGAGCAGUGGAGAUUCUCAGAAAGUAGAUGCAGAAAAAUGUUACUUGUCUUGCCCUGCUGAAUCACCCAUCACUCAGAAAAAAGGUCAGGAAAAUGAGGAUUCCUUUAAGGAGGCUAUUCAGAUUUGUGGCAGUCAGUCAACUGCUGCAGAUAAAUGUACUGGAGAAAAAAACAUGAUUAUGGCAGGGGAAAAACUGAAUUCUUGUAUUAUAUUAUCAAGUAAUGGGAAGUGUGCAGUGCCGACAUGUGAGAGCAAUGAUGAUUCCCUCUUGCUUAUUAGAGUAGGAGAUGAUUCAUACAUAGGCGUUUGCAGACAUCACACCUUCACUGACCAGCUGUGUGACACUCCGAAGGAUGGCGAUUCAGCACGAGAGUCAAAUGAAGUUGACUUCAGUCUCCAGGCAUAUGACAAUGUGAGCAUCCACAUCACAACUCACACUGAAAGAGAGGGAGAUGAAAUUAUCACUUUUGCAACUUCUGAUGCAUCCCUGAAAACAUCUGGGGAACUCGACAGUGUGGGUGAACUAGAGGCUGAAAUUGAAGACCAAACCAUCUCACUGAUUACCUUGCCAGAAAAGUAUGAGAGGGUUGAAAUAGACACAGAGGAUUCCUUGCCCCAUCAGCCUGAACUAGGAGUAGAACUUCUCAAGAGUCAGAGUAUAGCACAUGUUGAGCAGCCAGAUGCCAAUGAACAAGUAAGAUUAAGCUCAAAUGAGGUGUGUCCAGUAGAGGACUUCUCACCCAUGAUUGAGUUGGAUUCUGGGGUUGCUAGUUUAUCUGGGCACAUUGUGGAUGACUCUCUCAGCUUGGCCCAGCUAGAAGUCAUAUGCCCUCUCUGUGAUGAACAGUUCAUGUGCAUGGAUGCAUAUGUCACCCACUUAGAAUGUAGUCAUAAUUAGUCACUGAUUAUCUCUUUAUAUUGUAAUUAUUGUUAUUCAUUUGUUUAAAAGUACAAUCUGUUUGAUCUCAUUAACUAAUUUGUAGGAUAUUAUAUGAAAGUGGAAGGUGAAAAAAUCCAUGUACUUAAGUGCUUAGGAUAUAGAAGCCUUUAAGGAAUGGUGUUGGUUGUUAAAUGUUUCAAUGGACCCUGUGCACCUUAUCAUCACAAUCUAGGGAACUGAAAAAAGAAGGUAAUUUUGGGUAAUUUUCUUCUUAUAUCUAUCAUAGUGAUUUGUGAUUUGUCUUCACAAUUAAACUCAGGACAAUUUUUUUUUGUGUGUGUGGUUAAUAUUCAGCUAUGCAAUUUUUGAAAUGAUUUUUUGUUUAUUUCAUCAAUACAUCAAUAAUCUUAUAAUUUCUAUGUUGCUCUUUCACUAGAUGUAAGGAUUGUUUACCAAAAGUGUUGCAUGUAUUUUCUUACGGAUGAUAAUUAAAUGUGAGAGCAGUUCAGAUCAAGUCUAGGUAUUCUAGUCAGAUUCAGAGAAUUCAUUAUUAUACCAUGUAGGGUCUUACUUUCAACAGUUUCAAUAUAGUGUUACUUAUUUGAUUUAGUAUAACAUAAUCUAUAUUUAAUGUGUGUUAUAGUGUUUUGUAAAUAUAACAAUACUUUAAAGAUACUGUUUAUGAAUUAAAUUUUAUUUCAUUUUUUA
Messenger RNA from Penaeus monodon (black tiger shrimp), 2850 nucleotides. RefSeq lists its product as uncharacterized. The record is from RefSeq and is a predicted model, not a curated record. Lineage: Eukaryota; Metazoa; Arthropoda; Malacostraca; Decapoda; Penaeidae.